Molecule: messenger RNA, 1467 nt
Organism: Fusarium verticillioides 7600
Lineage: Eukaryota; Fungi; Ascomycota; Sordariomycetes; Hypocreales; Nectriaceae
Exons: 6
Coding region: 1-1467 (488 amino acids)
Biological process (GO): transmembrane transport; carbohydrate transport
Cellular component (GO): membrane
Molecular function (GO): carbohydrate:proton symporter activity
Source: RefSeq, a predicted model, not a curated record
AUGGCAACAUCCCGAAAGGCACAAACUGGCGCCGCUGAUCCGCUGAUCCAACAAAUCGCAGACAAGGAUCGCGUACCUUGGUAUAACAAGCCAAACCUUCGCUAUCUUUACUUAAUGCUUUUCCAAACAUAUUUUGCCGAUCGUCUCAAUGGCGAGUUCACUGGUGAGCUCAAAGGUAUCAUCGCGGCUGCCUACUCGCUUGGCGCGAUGCUCUCGCUCCCCUUAAUUGGCAUUAUAAACGACAAACUUGGUCGAAGAUGGUCAAUCUUUGGGGGGUCUGCCAUCAUGGUCAUGGGAUCCAUUAUCCAGGGGUUUUCGGUAAAUGCUGGCAUGUAUAUUGCCGCUCGAAUCUUACUUGGUUUUGGCAUCCCGGCGUGUAUCGUGUCUGGAUCUUCCCUUAUCGGAGAGCUCAGCUACCCCAAAGAGCGUGCAUACCUCACCUGCUUAUUCAAUCAUUGCUGGAAAUAUGGCGUGGAAGAUUCCAUCUUGGCUGCAGAUGGCACCUUCGUUGGUCCAGAUGGCAUUAUAAUCUUCUUCAUUCCAGAAAGCCCCCGUUGGCUCAUUGCCAAAGACCGCAACGAAGAGGCGUAUGACAUCCUCGCCAAAUAUCACGCAGAGGGUAACCGCGACUCCAACUUUGUCAAGGCAGAGUUUGCUCACAUGCAGACAAUCAUCCAGCUUGAGAUGGAGCACUCAAGCAAGUCACACAUGGAUCUCAUCAGAACGGCCGGGAUGCGGCGCCGCACCUUGAUCACUGCCGGCCUCGGGUUAUUUACGCAAUGGUCGGGCAACACGCUCAUCUCGUACUAUCUUAACGACAUUCUUGAAAUGAUUGGGCGCAACUCGUCCAUUUUCAAACAGCAGAUCAAUGUAGCGCUUUCGUGCUGGAGCCUUGUGUGCGGUGUCGUCAUCGUCUUGACAUGCGUUCGGUUGAAACGCGUGACAGCAGCAUAUAUGUGUACCAUUAGCAUGCUGGUCAUCUACGUCGCUUGGACUGUGACUAUGGAGAGGGCGACUGCCGCUAUAAACGCUGGAAGACGAAAAAAUGGUGCGGCUGUGGCAGUUCUAUUCUUGAUAUUUGCAUACAAGCCUGCGUACCAGAUCUUUUAUAACGCUUUGACGUACACUUAUCUGGUAGAGAUCUGGCCCUACGCUGAACGAUCACGAGGUAUUGCCCUGCAGCAAUUUUUCAGCCGCGGUGCUAGCUUCGCAACGACAUUUAUUAACCCAAUUGGGCUUGAAAAUGUUGGUUGGAAAUAUUUUAUUUCUUACUGUAUCAUUCUAGCCCUCGAGAUUGCAUUCGUCUACUUUUUCUUUGCCGAAACGUCAGGAAGAACGCUAGAGGAAUUGACAUUCCUCUUUGAAGACAAGGAGUUGGCCGAGGCGGCAAAUGAUGCAGCCAUGAAGGCAUCGGAUCACGCGCGAGUUGAAGAGGUUGAAAUGACUCGGGACGGAAAGGCUGCGUGA